Messenger RNA from Thamnophis sirtalis, 596 nucleotides. The record is from RefSeq and is a predicted model, not a curated record. Lineage: Eukaryota; Metazoa; Chordata; Lepidosauria; Squamata; Natricidae.
CACAUACCUUCACUUCUUCCUUACACUGCAGCCAACGUUGAAGCGGAGAAAGUCUGGGUAGUUAGAAGUGUGCCUAUGGUGUUUCAGGAUUCUCAACUUUUCUCACUUGGUUGGGAAUUACUGCUACAGUUCAAAGCUUCUUCAUUAAUGGGGUAAGAAGAGUGACUUUUGGGAUCUGCUGAACCUGAAGAUUGCUUGACAGAAGUUUCUGAAAAGGUUUUUGAGUCAUGAUGCAAGAAUCUGGAACUGAGACAAAAAGUAACGGUUCAGCCCUUCAGAAUGGAGCAAGCACUGUCAACUCCUUACUAGAUUGCACCCUACGUGAAGUAAGACCAAACGGAGAGACACCUUCGUUGGAAAUCGGUGCUGCGGAUCUUGCCCAUCUUCAGCAGCAGCAGGCUCUUCAGGUAGCAAGACAACUUCUGUUACAGCAACAGCAGCAGCAGCAGCAACAACAACAACAGCAGCAGCAGCAGCAGCAUCAACAACAACAACAAGUUAGUGGGCUAAAGUCUCCCAAGAGGAAUGACAAACAGCCAGCCCUUCAGGUAAGAAAUGUUAUUUUUUUUAAACAGAUUUGACUUGCUUGAAUAAGA